Jatropha curcas is the source of this 1663-nucleotide messenger RNA. RefSeq lists its product as hypothetical. The record is from RefSeq and is a predicted model, not a curated record. Lineage: Eukaryota; Viridiplantae; Streptophyta; Magnoliopsida; Malpighiales; Euphorbiaceae.
CGUUAAAAAUCAAGAACAGAAAAAGAAAUAUCCUCUCUGUAUAUUUUAUUUUUUUGAUUAUUACUAAUAAUGUUAUGAGUUUUCCAGCAGAUAUUGAAAUUCAUGAGAUUUCAAAAAUCCGUGAAGAAAUUUUCUUUGCAAUAAGGAUUUAGGGAGGAUUCAACAGCAACUACCAGAAUGAGUUGCAGACGCCCGCCAUUGCAUACCUGUGCAAUUUCUUUAAUGGAAAUAGCUGAUAAAGCCUAUUCAAAAGCCCAGAAUUUAAAUGGAGCAUCUAAUUCAAUAACAAAGAUGAUUGCAAGGUUAGCCUUAUUAGCUUCUCCUUAUGUGUAUGCAUUGGAAUAUCAACUCUUAGUAAUAUUCUCCUUCUUGGAUAAUUGGAUUUUCGCCUUUGAAUCUGCGGUUGAGGCCAUUUUUCCUCCAUCAAAAUACGCAUUCAACAAGAUUGAUGAUCUUGUCAAGGUUGCAGAAAUCCUGCCAGGAAAGGUUGAUGAAGCUGUGGACAAGUUUCCAAUGAUGAUUCAUCAAUUUCCUUUUCUGGAUUUGACCUUGAUUCGUGUCAUUUCUUGCUUGAAUUUCUUUAUAUCUAUAUUGAGAGAAUGGAGAUCAGGAAAUGCCAAGGAAAAAGAGAUUCCUGUUGAUAUAAACUGUAAUGAAUCAGAAACUGUUCAAGAGGAGGCAUUUCAGGGAAUAGAAUCCGAGAACCUUGAUGAUGGUAUUCCUGAAAUUAAGCAAGAUUUAGGUUCAGCACAAAAUGCUGGUGGAAUAAUUUGUCAAACAUAUAAAGAUGCAUUAAAGAAGGGAGGAGAACAUCAUAUUAGAGAUGAAAGAGAGAGCUCAUCUAAAUAUAUACUAGAGGAACGAGCUGAGGAAGAAGAAAAAAGGGAUAUAGAUGAAGGACAGUCGACAUACAAGAAUGCACUAGAGAAGGAAGCGAAGGAAGAAAAUGGGAAUAAGGAUAAAGAAGGGAUGACAUACAGCAAUGUAUUAGAAAACGAAGGGAAGAAAGAAGAAAAUGAGGGUAAGGACAAAGGAAGGACAACAAGAAAGAAAGGAAAGAGAAGGAAUGGUGGAAAAGAGAGAAGAGAAUUUGAUGUUAGGAAGGAAGAGAAUGGGGAUGGAGGGAAAAAGAAGAACAUAGAAAAGAAAAAAGAUGUUGUGAAAAUGGAAAUCGAGGAAGGAAGAACAAAGAAGAAGAUAGAAAAGAAAGAAGAUAGUGCUAAAGAGAUUAAAAACACAAAGGAAAGCAAGGCAAAUAUAUAGGAUACUGGAGGAAGAAAAGAGACCAUAGAAAAGCAAGAAGAGAGUGCAGAUAAGUAGACUGAAAAAACAAGCUCGAGUAUGGAAGAAAGUGGGUAAAAUGGGAUAGAAAUUCUGAUAAAACGGAGGAAAAGUCUAGCAAGGGUCAUCGGAUUUUAGAGUUACUUGAAUCUACUUGGCCUAUUAAACCCAGAAAUAGAGAACAAAGCUCCUUCUAACGCAGAGCUGUCAUAUAAAUGGUGAAUGAAAGCAGCUUGUGACAGUCUUGUAUUUCAUACAACAUCUUGGCCUAACAUGGUUGAAGAAUUUGUAGAUAGUUUAGUAUAAUUAUCCAAUGUAAAAAAUGUUGAAAGCUAGGUUCUGAACAUUAAUAUAUCAUAUAUAUAUAUAUAAGCCUCAUUGC